Silurus meridionalis is the source of this 2459-nucleotide messenger RNA. Its product is annotated as C1q-related factor-like. NCBI's taxonomy places the organism in Eukaryota, Metazoa, Chordata, Actinopteri, Siluriformes, Siluridae. The coding region runs from base 301 to 1089 and encodes 262 amino acids. The transcript is spliced from 2 exons. Gene Ontology annotation, molecular function: protein binding. The record is from RefSeq and is a predicted model, not a curated record.
GCCCUCACUGAGUCAGGAGAAAGAGUAUAAAACCAUGGUUAUCUUUUUAGUCCAUCCCCUUAAAUCUCCUUCUCUCGACUUUUUAAUACGAGCUGCAACUCUUUUCAGCUCACCUGCCAGACUGUUGUAGCUCUCUCGCUUUCAUUCUUUCACACACACGCACUUUUCCAGCAGAUUUUGGUGUCUCUCUCUGGCACCACAGACCUCAUACCAAUUUGCCUUUCACUGCUCAUCAUUCCAGCAUACGGGGAGAACUUGGCACAGGCAGCCCGGAACAUUCUGCUGGGUGCCACAGCCAUCAUGCUUCUCAUCAUGUUGGUGGUACUCAUUCCAGUCUUGGUGAACUCCGUGGGUGGCAACGAGGACAGAAGCCGUUUCGAGAUGCUGGGUACUUGCCGCAUGGUCUGCGACCCGUACGAGGACAAGCCAGGCACGGUGGCGACGGGAAUCGGUUCGACGGCAGACACAGAUGCAAGCGUGACGCACGUCCAAGCUGAGGCGGAGCCGCUGAGCGACCACAGCGUGAGCCCGAUGCUGCCAACGUAUGUCCACGGCAGGCAGGGAAAACCUGGAAAACCAGGACCUCCUGGACCACCAGGGCCACCCGGAGAGCCCGGUCCUCCUGGUCCGAUGGGGCCACCUGGAGAAAAAAGCACGACGGCACUUGCUGGCAUUGGCAGCUUCAAUACAGCUCCACAUGUGGCUUUCUAUGCUGGACUCCGAAAUCCGCAGGAGGGCUACGAGGUCCUGAGGUUUGACGAUGUUGUCACAAACAUCGGCAACAACUAUAACGGUGCGACUGGAAAGUUUCUGUGCAAGGUGCCCGGGACUUACUUCUUUACUUACCAUGUACUGAUGAGAGGUGGUGAUGGAACCAGCAUGUGGGCGGAUCUUGUGAAAAAUGGACAGGUGAGGGCAAGUGCUAUAGCCCAGGACCAGGAUCAGAGCUAUGAUUACGCCUCAAACACGGUGAUCCUCCACCUGGACCCUGGAGACGAGAUCUUCAUCAAGCUGGAUGGGGGCAAAGCCCACGGUGGAAACAGCAACAAAUACAGCACCUUCGCUGGCUUCAUUCUUUACUCUGAUUAGCAGAGCUUCAUGAUUUCUCAAUGGGGAGUUAAAGGGGGUGGGGCAACUUUAACUUUAACUCAACUUUAACUCACUUGUUUCACUUGAUACAUAGAGUGUUUUGCAUAAGUAUUCACCCUCUCCCCUCCCAUCCUUGUUAUGGUUGGAAUAUAAUUUUCUAGCCUGGUUCACAUCUCUAGAUUUGACGAGCCUGCAUCCACUCCAAUUCACAUUCCUGUUUCUGUGUGUUCGGAAGUUGUCCUGUACAUUAUGAGACGCUUUUCUUCUUACCACAGUUGUAUAGAGUAGUUAUCGAAAAUCAUAUCCUUCCUGUCAGCUUGAACCACCCUGGCUGUUUGUUGUUGUGAAGAGUGAUUAAUUGAGGUAUUAUAGUGUUUCUGUCUGCUCAAGUUUGUCUCAGCAUUCACCCCAGGUCUCUUUAACAAAGAUUGGGUGACUAAUACAGGGUUUUCACGCCAAAAAAUUGGACACUUAGGCAGUCAAAACAUUCUUUUUGUAAAUACGUUUGACCCCCACUUCAGCAUUAAAAGGGAAAAGGGGCUUGUCACAUGUACUUUAAUGAAGCCAGGGUUGUAGUGCAGGGUCAGCAAUGAUACAGCGCCCCUGGAGCACAGAGGGUUUAGGUUUUGUUCAAGGGCCAAAAGUGGCAGCUUGGCGAUACUGGGGCUUAAAGAAAACCCCCGACCUUCCGAUCAGUAACCCAGAACCUUAACCACUAACUAUCACUUCCCCCAAUUAUGAGUUGUUUUUGAUUAGUGAACUGGACAGAAGUACAUUUUAGUUCCAGGUUCCUCAAAACGAGGAGUAGUUAUAUAAAGCACUAGUUCUAAUCAUAAUAUUUAGGGAAGAAAAGGGUACAUUUGGCAAACCAUAAGAAGGACCUAAUAACCAAGUAGCCAUUUUGUCAAGACGAAGCGGAUGUACGAGUCUCAUGUCACUUGUUCUCGAAUUCGUCAUGUCGUCUCGUGUGUAAUCACUACUCUUAGUGUUAUCCAAAAUCGGAAACUUUGGCAAGUGGAACAAAAACAAAGCACUCAACAAACCAGUGUGUGAAUUCAUAUCAGUGCAGAAUCUGUGUAUGAGGAAAAAAUGUUAGCGCUUUGACGAGACGGAUUAAAAUUCCAAUCAGAACUCGGCUCGGAGAUAUCAACACGCUGACCUUGCGUGUCUUGCGGUGUCGUCGGCAUUAAUUACGGCUGGAUAAUUGCGUGCAGAAGCUUUCCAUCUGAUAAAAAGCAAAGAGAGAAAGAUGUCUCGAUGUGGAAGUCCCUGAUUGGGGUUUUGAGGGGCCCGGAGGGCUCAUUGUAUGUACCUGUGUCUAACGUGACUUUACUUUUGCUAAUAAAGCGAGAUUUUCUAGCACAACACGA